AUGUCGAACCUUACGAAAUUAGAGUUCACGACUCUUGACAUCACAAGAAAGAAUUACCUUUCUUGGAUUCUAGAUGCUGAAAUUAAUCUUGCCGCUAAUGGUCUUGGAAAUACCAUCAAAGAUGAAAACACUGUGUCCGACCAAGAUAAGGCCAAAUCAAUGAUUUUCCUUCGUCGUCAUAUUCACGAAGGUUUAAAAAUUGAGUAUCUCACUGUGAAAGAUCCAUUGGCCCUAUGGAAAAAUUUGAAUGAAAUGUACGAUCAUUUAAAAACUAUCAUUCUUCCAAAAGCUCAAUUUGAAUGGCUACAUUUACGCCUACAAGACUUUAAAUCAGAGAGUGAAUAUAAUUCUGCUUUAUUUCGGAUUACUUCUCAACUCAAACUAUGUGGAGAAACUAUUACUGACGGAGACAUGUUAGAGAAAACAUUCUCCACAUUUCAUGCAUCGAAUGUGCUCAUGCAGUAG
Messenger RNA from Impatiens glandulifera, 465 nucleotides. RefSeq lists its product as uncharacterized. NCBI's taxonomy places the organism in Eukaryota, Viridiplantae, Streptophyta, Magnoliopsida, Ericales, Balsaminaceae. The transcript has a single exon. The record is from RefSeq and is a predicted model, not a curated record. Bases 1 to 465 code for a protein of 154 amino acids.